Molecule: messenger RNA, 1670 nt
Organism: Cheilinus undulatus (humphead wrasse)
Lineage: Eukaryota; Metazoa; Chordata; Actinopteri; Labriformes; Labridae
Gene: spryd7b
Product: SPRY domain containing 7b
Exons: 5
Coding region: 35-625 (196 amino acids)
Molecular function (GO): protein binding
Source: RefSeq, a predicted model, not a curated record
UGUUUCCGGAUGUUUAGCUAGCAUCGGGACAAGAAUGGCUGCGAUGUUUACGUGUUGUCUAGGCUGCUGUGGAGAUGGCGGAACGGGGCAUAUCCCCCUUAAAGAAAUGCCCACUGUUCAGUUAGACACUCACCACAUGGGCACGGAUGUUGUCAUCGUGAAGAGCGGCAGGAGGAUAUGUGGCACUGGAGGCUGUCUGGCCAAUGCUCCCCUUCACCAAAACAAAAGUUAUUUUGAGUUUAAGAUCCAGUCUACGGGUGUGUGGGGAAUCGGUGUGGCCACACAGAAAGUGAAUCUUAAUCAAGUGCCUUUGGGCAGAGACACAAACAGCCUCGUCCUGAGGCAUGAUGGGUCUGUGUACCACAAUAACGAAGAGAAGAAUCGCCUGCCUGCUAACAGCCUUCCUCAGGAGGGUGACAUUGUGGGGAUCACAUAUGACCACGUGGAGCUGAAUUUGUAUCUGAAUGGAAAGAACAUGCAUUGUCCUGCCUCAGGAAUACGAGGCACUGUUUUCCCUGUUGUGUAUGUGGAUGACAGUGCCAUCCUAGACUGCCAGUUUAGUGACUUCUACCACACAGCUCCACAAGGAUUUGAGAAAAUCCUCUUCGAACAACAAAUCUUCUAAAGGAGCACUCUAGCCUCAGCCCCUCUUCAUGCUGUCGUCCUCUCCUGUAUCUACUAGCCACCUCUGUGACACUACACUUCGACCUUGAUUGGAUAAUAUCAUUAAGCGUGGCUUGAUUGCCUCUUGUUUUGUUUUCCUCUGAUUACCGUGUCUCUGUGCUGCUGCUCUGGACUGAUGUUGGAGUACCCUUGAAGGGGAGGAGAUUUCUGAUCGUAGGUUGUCAUAGAUGAGCUGUUCCUGUCUGUACUGAUGAGAAAAACUAUCACAUCACUUGGUGUUGGCAGUAAUCACCCUAUAUCAACGGAAACACUUUUAAUUGUUGUUUUCUUUCUUUGUAUGUCAAUGACAACUGUAUGAUAGUCAAAAGUUCCCAUUUUUCAGAUCAGAAGCCAUGUUUUAUUGAAAUUGCUUUCGAUUUCUCUCUAUUUGUCAUGUACUGACAACAGACAAAAUACACCAUUCUAUUUAUUUGUAUUUAUUUGAGUCAAAGAUCAAGUGGUUUGUCUAUUUAAUGUGGCAAUGAUUAUUUUCCAAGAGGCCAGCCAAGUUUGUGACAUAAAGGACCAGCUGUUAGUAACGCUCAGACAGCAAUAUCCAGUCUACUGUGACUCUGCCUUUAAAGCAAAAGUCAGAACACUUUUGAUUCAAAUUUCACACAAAGUACCUGCUCCAGUAAAGCAGUGCAGAUUUCAGGAGACAGUCAGUGUAAGAGGUUAUUUCUUUAACAGCUGAUGAGGCUUUAUAAAGAUUGAUUUCUAAAUCAUUUAUUUAAACAGCCCUUUAAUUUCCCCCACACUUUUAUCAUAGUAAAAUCCUUUCUGGCUUAUUUAUUCUAAAUAUCAGAAUACUAUCACAGCUGGUGCUGGUUGUCUCUGAUUAGAGAUAUAUGGUUAAAAUGUCAAUCUGUUGUGUUGUAUUGACAUUGCAUAUCUGCUGCUGAAGUGUGGAAGUUAACUAUUUCAAGAGCUUGUCUUUGUUUUGCACUAAUGAUGAUAUUGUACAAGCAAACCCAAAUAUUGUUGAUUCAUUAAACUUUUGUGUCUGG